This is a messenger RNA of Harmonia axyridis, 2214 nucleotides long. RefSeq names its product zinc finger Y-chromosomal protein 1-like. NCBI's taxonomy places the organism in Eukaryota, Metazoa, Arthropoda, Insecta, Coleoptera, Coccinellidae. Gene Ontology annotation, cellular component: nucleus. Bases 163 to 1791 code for a protein of 542 amino acids. Gene Ontology annotation, molecular function: DNA-binding transcription activator activity, RNA polymerase II-specific; RNA polymerase II cis-regulatory region sequence-specific DNA binding. Gene Ontology annotation, biological process: regulation of transcription by RNA polymerase II. The record is from RefSeq and is a predicted model, not a curated record. The transcript has 2 exons.
AACUUAUAUCACACAUACAUAUAGGCUAGAGGCCUAAUAUUAGGUCUAUGCACAUAUACAAUAAAUAUUUAAAAAGGAAUCAUAAUAACAGAUGAACGAAAAAUUUUACUACUUUCUGCAUUCCUUUUCAAUAAAAAUUGAGAAAUUUUUUGUAUUCUUAAAAUGUUUUCAAAUGAAGCAUUAUGCACAAGUGAACCAAAAUCAAAACAUUCACAUUAUUCUUCAAAAUGUAAAGUAAAAAUCGUCAAUAAUGAGGAAUUGGCAGUUUCGGGAACAACUGGCGAAAAUUGCAAAACCCCAUAUCCAAACGAUGAGAAUGGUGAAAACCAAGAAGUAAAGAUGGAAAUUUCAGACAUUUUUGUGGGAUGGGAUGAAAAUGGUUUGAAUGAGAAUGAAGAAUUAAAAGUGAAAAUUGAGAACUUAAAAAAUGAAGAAACUUACCAAAAUAUAGAUAAUGAUUCUAAUAGUUACUCCAAACAGAGUCAUUCUUUUGAUAAUGCUUCAGAGAAAAAAGAAGAUUUUGAAAUACCUAUGGAAGAAUAUAUCAAUUAUUCAAAUUUAAAAGAAUUCAAAUGUUACUUAUGUGAUUAUGCUGCAACCCAAAAGAGUGCUCUCAAGCAUCAUGUAAAUUCUGUUCAUUUAAAGAUAAAGAAACAUAAAUGUGCUCUCUGCAAUUAUGCUGCAACUUCAAAAGGGCACCUUGAAACUCAUCUAAAUUCUGUUCAUUUGAAUGUGAAACAGUACAAUUGUGACUUCUGCAAUUAUGCUGCAAGUCAAAAAGUGAAUCUCCAAUAUCAUAUAAAUUUUGUUCAUUUGAAAGUGAAACAGCACAAAUGUGACUUAUGUGAUUAUGCUGCGACUCAAAAAUGUACUCUUAAAAAUCACAUAAAUUCUGUUCAUUUAGAGAUGAAGAAAUAUAAAUGUGCUCUCUGUGAUUAUACUGCAAAAUUGAAAGGGCACCUCAAAACUCAUAUAAAAUUUGUUCAUUUAAAAAUAAAAAAACAUAAAUGUGCUCUCUGCGAUUAUGCUGCAACUCAAAAAGGUACUCUCAAAGAACAUAUAAAUUCUGUCCAUUUAAACAUGAAAGAACAUGAAUGUGACUUCUGCGAUUAUGCUGCGACUCAUAAAAGUACUCUCAACCGGCACGUGAAUUUUGUUCAUUUAAGGAUAAAGAAACAUAAAUGUGCUCUCUGCGAUUAUGCUGCAACUCAAAAAUGUACUCUGAAAGAGCAUAUAAAUUCCGUUCAUUUAAACAUGAAGGAAAAUAAAUGUGACUUCUGCGAUUAUGCUACGACUCAUAAAGGUACUCUCAAGCGUCACGUGAAUUCUGUUCAUUUAAAGAUAAAGAAACAUAAUUGUACUCUCUGCAAUUAUGCUGCAAGUACAAAAGUGCAUCUCAAAACUCAUAUAAAUUCCGUUCAUUCGAACUUGAAGGAACAUAAAUGUGCUCUCUGUGAUUAUUCUGCAACUCUAAAAGGUACUCUCAAAGAGCAUAUAAAUUCUAUUCAUUCGAAAUUGAAGCAACAUAAAUGUGACUUCUGUGAUUAUGCUGCAACUCAAAAAGGUACUCUCAAAGAGCAUAUAAAUUCUAUUCAUUUGAACAUGAAGGAACAUAAAUGUGACUUAUGCGAUUAUGCUACGGUUUAUAAAGGUACUCUCAAGCGACACAUAAAUUCUGUUCAUUUAAAAUUGAAGAAGCAUAAAUGUACAUUAUGCGAUUAUGCUACAAGUUCAAAAUAUAAUCUCAAAACUCAUCUUAAUUCUGUUCAUUAUCAUCACUUAAGUAAGUGAUGUGACUAAAAAAGGUAUUCUCAAAGAUCAUGUAAAUUCUGUUCAUUUAAACAGAAAGAAACAUUGAGUUAUAAAGACGGUUGUGGUUGCAAUAACUCUGAUAACGAAAAAAGUGUUUUUAUUAGUAAAUGUGGAAAGAAAAUUUGUUCGUAUUGAACAGGCCAACCACAUGGCAAUUUUUGUAAUUUUAUGUUACUCUGCCCCAACACCCACAAAGAAAAUUUCCAACAUGCACGCUAUGGCAAGAACUGAACGACUUGAAUGUUGCUUAAGUUUAUAUUAUAUACCUUUUCUUUUGUAAUUUCAUAAUGUAAUCCAAACUUGUUAUUGGCUGAAGAACUCUGGUCGAUGGCCACAAAUACAUUUAUAUUAUUAUGUUACAUGAAAUUUGUUUCCUAAAAUAAAAAAAACUUAUCAAAUGUU